Molecule: messenger RNA, 4350 nt
Organism: Colletotrichum spaethianum
Lineage: Eukaryota; Fungi; Ascomycota; Sordariomycetes; Glomerellales; Glomerellaceae
Exons: 2
Coding region: 1-4350 (1449 amino acids)
Cellular component (GO): cytoskeleton
Source: RefSeq, a predicted model, not a curated record
AUGUCCGAGAACGACAACAAGACAAACCCCACCGGCGGGGACGAUGUCAGUCAAACAAGCGGCAACAUUCAAGAUCUUUAUGACCCUUCCAACUCUGCCGAAGAUUUCGCUUCCACCUCUGGGCCCAAAACCACAAACGUUCCCGAUAACACCGCCGAACCCACCUCGGCGCCUGCCGAGAACCAGACUACAAACUCCACGGCCCGCGAAGGGACGACGCAGGAGAAAGCUGCCUCCAUAGCCAACAGAAGCACUGCAAGCUUACCACAACAAGCAUACCCAAAUGAAAAUGUGGAUGGCGGACCGCAACGGUCGAUUGCGUCUCAGAUAGACAACUAUAGGGCUUGGUUCCCCCCGGCGUCCGCCUUAGCAGACGACAUUGCCGCGCCUUUCCGACAGACGGAAGGGGAAAGGAAAGGUUUACAGAGGCGGGUACAUACCGAAGUUCCCAUUAUCGGCGCCGGUGCCGAGGCAAUCAGCCCCCUGGACCUCAACCACGGCCCAGGGGUUGGAGCUGCGAAGCCCGAGCUUCACAAAGAAGAGUCGCGAAAAAGACACCAAGACUCUUCGCCGGAAGACACUGGUUUGAUCCUUGGUCAAGAAGACAUGGGCUUGGUAAAGGUCUCUGACCUCAUCUCUCAGACCAUUCCAAAAAUAGGCCUCGAUUCCAACUUGAGACCCCUUCCACCCAUACCGCACGCUCCAGAAGCUACGAUCCCAGCAACUCAACCCAACUUCACCGCAGCCCCGAGAAGAACGAGCAACUUGCCGCGGAUUUCGAUAGACACCCUCAACACCGCCACGACGGACGACCGCGACACUCUUCCCUCAGCACUAGCAAGGAGGCCGGACCUAGUAUCGGCUUCGUUGCCGGUCAGCCCGACCACACCCAUCUCUGCGUCUGGGGCCUUGACUCCGAGGGAGGUAGCCCGCCGUGAGAGAAAUGUGAGAUCUAGAUGGCAUAUCCCCGACGAUGAGUCGGACGAGGAGAAGUCCGCUCCAGCAGAUGCUGCAGAUAGCCCAGCCUCUCUACAGGCUCAGGGGCAAAGUCAGGCUGCCGAAGAAACACAAGGCACCCAGAAAAGUCAAGAACAUCUGACUGAGGAUCCUUUGCCGAGCCUGGCCGAAGCUCAAUCAACCAUUACCAUCCAGACUCCGAUUCCUACCAGACCGGUGAAGUUCAAACUCUGGAGAUCGCCAGAAUACGCCCCAGAACCCCUCAGGUCCAACCCGACAUACCCUCCCAUUUCUCUACCCCAACAACAAUACCAAACCUUGUCAUCACAGACAGCAACCCCAACCCAAAGCCACCAACCCUUCCGUUCCAUCUCCGCCCCUCAGGCCUACAACGUCGAGCCACCCCGCGUCGGCACCGGUUUUGACCACCACCGCGUCCGCGCCCCGGCCCCUGGCACCCCCUGGCGUACACACCUCUUCAUCGCACCUCAAGUCCUCCUCGGUGGUACCGCCGAACACGCAAGAAUCAUCGAAGCCUACAACGCCGCCUUCGACGCCACCUCCGAGGCCACUCAGACGUUCCUCUCGACACGCUACCGCUACCCGGACUACACCCGCGACGAAGCCGCGCGGCGCCGCAAGCUCGACUUCGAGGCCGCGACGGGGGAGAGCAUGUCCGACGACGCCUACUACGCCCUAUUCGACCUUGAGACGGCCAAUGACGGCAUGAUAUCGGCGUUGCUGGAGUGGAUGCAGGGCCGGACGUGGGUCAAGGUGCCCUUUGUGAACCGCAUCCUCCACCAGGUGUGCCGGCUCAUGUUCACGUCGGCGCAGGAGGAGGCGCGGCUGCGGCUCCGAUUCCAGCGGGACUGCUACACGUUGCAGGACGAGAUCGACGCGGCGGAUGAGAAUACCAAGAUGGAGAGGAUGCGGGACUCGUGGCAGCGGAUGGACGCCGCGGUGAAAAGGCAGUACAACUUUGUGACGGCCAAUUCUGACGACUUCCGAGCCCCGCCGGAGGUGAGGCACAACUGCAACCUGGACGCCAGGCACUGGGACCCCCUAUCCCACAGGUUCACCAGCCUCUUGCGCAACCGGCAGGACAUCGAAGAUACUAUUGGGCGUCAGGGCGAGGUCCUGAAGGAGGAUUUGGGCCAGCUGGGGUUGGUCUACGAUGAGUUGGAAAAGAAUAGUAGGGACACCACCGACUACAUGCGCAAGAGGAAAGAGAAGGCUGUAGACCCAGAGUUGUUCCAGAGCACCAACCAGCGAGUAUUGGACUACGCAAGAUUCUUAAACGAGGAGGUCAACGUCGAAGAGGAGGUACGCCGGGCAACCACAGCCAAGUUUCUAGAGGCCGCCACUCGCCGGCUGCAGUUGCGCGACAGAUACGCCCUCACGAUGGACCAGGUCGCCGAGGACCUCCCCGAGCCCUCGGUCCCCGUGUUUCUCUCGCCUCAGAUGCUGGACAGCCAAGAAAUACGACCCGUGCCGCACGAUCCGAUGUUGGUUCCAUCGGAUCGCCCUCAGGCGGGAGGUUCUGAGAAUAGAAGCCCGGAAAACUUUGUUGCCCCUGGCUCGGUAGACCCUUCACAAGUCCCUGCCCACCCGCCUGCGUCCCCCUUUCCCAUGCGAGCGGGACAGCAUGCCCCCGAGCCGCGGCCAAACUUCUCGAAUCCAUGGCAAGAGGUGGAAUUGAUGAGGCCGAGAGGAUCAUGCACGCGUUGUCAGAUGCUGGAACGAGAGCUCCAGGCCAAGCAGAAAGAUCUCGAUGAGAGUCGUCGCGUGAACCGGGCCCAGUCGGCUGAGGUGGAAAAGCUCAAGGAGACUAUCAAAUCGAUCCAGGAUAAGGACACAGAAACGGCGUUUGAACACAUCGACGACUACCAACAGAUCGUCCGCACAGAUCUACGCCAAGCACUGCAGUUCAUCCUGUCGAUGCUGGAGAUGCAUGGCCGGCGGGCCUACGACCAGGCAAACGUCCUCGAGACGUCUCUCCAUUUCUGGCAGACCGGUGGAUCGCUGGAAAACGUCCUGACCGAGCUCCAACCGCUGGCCCGGUUCGUCAGACGACUAGCCAACACGGUUUAUGACAUUGGGUCGCAGAUCAGCAACCAACUCGAGCAAGUCGACUGCAAGAAAGAAGACCGCCUGCGUUUUCUCGACGAGAAUGCUCGCCAGAGGCGCCUGAUUCAGUCUCUGGAAGCGCAAAUUGACAGCUUGACAACCCAGACGCAACAAGGCCUGGAAGCGCACGCAAACAAAGAACUCGAACUUGCAAGGACCAUCCAACAGCAGAUGCAGGCAGAGAGCGACCGGCUCAAAGAACAGAUCCAAGACUGCCAGAAGCAGCUUGAAGACCUGAGGAGCGAAACUGAGAAGCGAGAUAUGGACGCUUUGCAAACAGCGGACAACAGCAUACAGGAUUUGAACGACAGACUGAAGAGAAAGGAGGUUGAACUGGGUGAACUCGAGGCUCAGAACAGGGCUUUGGAAGAACGGCUAGCAACUACCACAGAGAAAGUCGAAGCUCUCGGCAAAGCCAAAGAAGAAAGGGAUGAACAGGUCAGGAACCUGGAGAAGCACGUCAAAGACCUGCAGAUUCAGCUUGAGGCCAAGGCUGAAGCUGCCAAAUGGUCAUGGAAACCUCGUCCGCAAGCAGGCGAUCCCAACUCUGAGAGCCAGCACAGCGAUAGGAUCUCUCAGCUGCGUACCGAGUUGAUGGAGGAACUUGAUAGGGCAGGAUCACGGCCGUAUCAGAGAUUCGAUACCGAGGCAAGGAAGGUUCUGCCGGGUCUAGCACGGGGUAUCCUGUGGCCCAAGAAAUCAGCAGCGGCAAACCAAGCGCCCGACCAGGGCGUCAAGGUUUUUUGGAGAUUGGCGGCUUUCUCGAGAAUGCGAGGCGAAGUAGUCGCAGCACUCGAGCGGAGAGAUUUCGAGGAAGCAUCCGAGAGGCUCAACCGUCUCCAGGCGUGGAACACUGAAAUGGGCCCGUGGCAGACAGAGGCUCAAACGACGGAGGUUCUUCGAACCAUGAAUUUUCUCCGCUCAUACGCCAACCUCGAGCUUGGGAAGAUAGAAGGGUUCGGCGCCGCUUCAUCAGAGAGGCUCCAAGUCGCCAGGGCUUUCUUCGACGAGGCGGUUUCCUCAGGUGACACAGAGACCCAUACAUCGUGGGAUUCUCUAAAGGAGCACAUGCGUUAUCGAUUGGAUAGUGGUGAAGGGGAGCCUAUGUGCGAGUGCGAAUACAAGCCUCGGAUUUGUCCGAAGCAUCAGCGAGGUGGUGGAGCAAGGUACCAUAACUUCAUGGAGGCGGAUGAUCCGCAACAGGCUGAAAUAGAGUUGACGCAGGACGCGUACAAUUCACUUCGAGAACAUGCUCAAGCUCUGUAG